AUGAAGCUGGAGCGUUGUCCCUACACCCCGAGGGGUGAUUUGGGCGGCCUCGGGGACCGGCCGGGCACCCCUGCCCUCCCGGGGGGCCUCCGCACCCAGCGCCCGCCCAUGUCCGCAGCCACCGCGCUUCCCGCUUGGGCGCUCGAAGCAACCGAGGCUGAACAUGCCCAAACCAGCUGGCUGGCCUCGUCGCUUGUUAUACUUCCUCUACCAGAGAACGUGAAAGAAUAUUUGCUGGAUGAUGGAACGCUUGUGGUUUCUGGAAGAGAAGAUCCGCCAAGUCAUGCUCAGGAGGGGAGUGACGAUGCAGAGGAAAUACAGUGGUCAGAUGAUGAGAAUACUACAACGCUUAAGGCACCAGAAUUUCCUGAGUUCACAGCUAAAGUCCAAGAAGCAAUAAGUUCUUUGGGUGGUAGUGUUUUUCCGAAACUUAACUGGAGUGCUCCAAGGGAUGCCUACUGGAUAGCAAUGAACAGCUCUCUGAAAUGUAAAGCUCUCAGUGACGUCUUCCUCCUCUUCAAGAGUUCCGACUUCAUUACUCGUGACCUCACUCAGCCGUUUAUUCACUGUACUGAUGAUUCCCCUGAUCCUUCCUUGGACUACGAGCUUGUUCUUCGCAAAUGGUGUGAACUAAUCCCUGGUGCAGAAUUCAGAUGCUUUGUCAAGGAAAACAAGCUUAUAGGUAUAUCACAGAGGGACUACACGCAGUACUAUGAUCACAUCUCUAAGCAACAUGAGGAGAUCUGUAGAUCAAUACAGGAGUUUUUCAAGAAACACAUACAAUAUAAAUUCUUGGAUGAAGACUUUGUUUUUGAUGUGUACAGAGACAGCAGGGGUAAGAUUUGGUUAAUAGAUUUUAACCCGUUUGGUGAAGUAACAGACUCCCUGUUGUUUACGUGGGAAGAACUGACCUCCGGGAAAAACUUGAAAGGAGACCAGGGUGAAGGGGAAGCGACAGAACAGGACUAUCCAGUUUUCCGAUGUACGAACAGUAAAGUUACUGUCCAGCCUAGUCCAUACCUGAGUUACCGACUGCCGAAAGAUUUUGUGGACCUUUCUACAGGAGAGGAUGUUCAUAAAUUAAUUGACUUUCUUAAACUGGAGAGAAAUCAGCAAGACGAUGACUGA
Molecule: messenger RNA, 1128 nt
Organism: Tauraco erythrolophus (red-crested turaco)
Lineage: Eukaryota; Metazoa; Chordata; Aves; Musophagiformes; Musophagidae
Source: RefSeq, a predicted model, not a curated record